AUGUUAAAAAUGUCUCGUGAUCCUUUUUCACGUUUCACUACACUAAUUCUAAUUACAUCCUAUAUCUUCUCUUAUGAAACCGAAGCAAGGCUACUUCAUGACAACGAUAUGCACAAUCUCAACUCAAUACCAGAGCCACCAUCUUCGUCCUUCUCUCAAUCUCAGCCUCCGUUUAUUUCUCCAAACCCUAAUGACCCGUCACAGCCUCCAUCUCCUUGCCAAGAUCUCGACCAAGAAGUAGUCCACGACGUGAGAAACUAUGGUGCGGCCGGGGACGGUAUCACAGACGACACUGACGCGUUCAAGACAGCUCGGGAUUCUGCUUGUAGCAGUGACGAGGACAACAAUGUCUCCGUAUUGCUUGUGCCUUACGGUUUCACUUUCAUGAUCCAUUCCACUAUUUUCACCGGUCCUUGUCGCUCUUACCAAUACUUCCAAGUCGAUGGGACCAUCGUGCCUCGGGAUGGACCAGAAUCAUGGCCGAGCGGUUUCAACAAAAGGCAAUGGCUCGUCUUUUAUAGAAUCAAUGGAAUGGCUCUAAUAGGCAACGGGGUUAUCGACGGUCGCGGACAAAAAUGGUGGGAUCUUCCAUGCAAACCUCACCGGAAUGUCAGCAAAACGACUGCACUUACUGGUUCAUGCGAAAGCCCUGCUGCUUUAAGGUUCUUCAUGAGCUCAAAUCUAAGUAUGAAAGGUGUGACUAUUAAAAACAGCCCGCAGUUUCAUAUGACAUUCGACGGAUGUCAUGAAGUUCACAUCAACUCCCUUCGAAUCACAUCUCCACCGUCAAGUCCCAACACUGAUCACGGCAUCCACAUAGAGAACUCCAAGUCCAUUGAAAUUCAUAACUCGUUUAUCUCCAACGGAGAUGAUUGUAUCUCAAUAGGAUCCGGAUCAUACAAUAUCGAUAUACGGAAUCUCACUUGCGGACCAGGCGGGCAUGGAAUUAGCAUUGGGAGUUUAGGCAACCAAAACUCACGUGCAUGCGUCUCCAACGUCACGGUUAGAGACUCGUUCAUUAAAUUUUCCGACAAUGGUGUACGGAUCAAGACAUGGCAAGGUGGAUCUGGUUCCGUUUCGGGUGUAACGUUCGACAGUAUCCAAAUGGAUAAUGUCCGAAAUCCGAUAAUCAUAGACCAGUACUAUUGCACGAGCAAAAACUGCCCUAACAAAACAAAUGCGGUUUUUGUGAAUGAUAUUGUAUAUCAAAGUAUAAAAGGCACAUACGACAGACGUAGUCCUCCUAUACAUUUUGGAUGUAGCAACAGCGUCCCAUGCGCAAAUUUAACACUCUCGGAUAUUGAUUUGGUGCCUUCAAAAGGUGUAACGGUUGUGGAUCCGUUCUGUUGGAAUGCGUAUGGGGUCGUGGAUGAGUUCUCUGUUCCUUCCAUCUCGUGUCUAAAAUCGGAUUCUUCGACGUUAUUGUUAGGCGGUCUUUUAGGAAAAUGUGGAAUAUUGUGA
Raphanus sativus (radish) is the source of this 1461-nucleotide messenger RNA. RefSeq names its product polygalacturonase At1g48100-like. NCBI's taxonomy places the organism in Eukaryota, Viridiplantae, Streptophyta, Magnoliopsida, Brassicales, Brassicaceae. Gene Ontology annotation, biological process: carbohydrate metabolic process. The transcript has 6 exons. Gene Ontology annotation, molecular function: polygalacturonase activity. The record is from RefSeq and is a predicted model, not a curated record. The coding region runs from base 1 to 1461 and encodes 486 amino acids.